This is a messenger RNA of Zygosaccharomyces rouxii, 2502 nucleotides long. It is a transcript of the gene SWI3, whose product is annotated as Swi3p. Gene Ontology annotation, molecular function: histone binding; DNA binding. Gene Ontology annotation, cellular component: SWI/SNF complex. The transcript has a single exon. The coding region runs from base 1 to 2502 and encodes 833 amino acids. Lineage: Eukaryota; Fungi; Ascomycota; Saccharomycetes; Saccharomycetales; Saccharomycetaceae. The record is from RefSeq and is a predicted model, not a curated record. Gene Ontology annotation, biological process: positive regulation of DNA-templated transcription.
AUGGAUAAUUUAAAGAAUUUAGAGUCUGAUAAUAAUAACAGUGGUGGGGUUAGUCCAACUUCAGUACCUGGAGUACCUGAUGCAAAUACUGCUGAUGUUUCUGAUGAUCUUAGCAUGAAGAAUGAUGAAGAUUUAUUUGGCGAACCCAUAGAAGAAGACCAAGACCAAAAACAAGAACUGCCGCUGCCGUUGGAAAAAGAAUCAGAGCAGCAUCAAGUACAAGAGCAAGAUCAACAAGAUCAAUACGAUCAACAAGAUCAGCAAGAUCAAGAACCACAACAAGAUCAACAAGAUCAAGAACCACAACAAGAACAACAAGAGCAGCAAGAUCAAGAACCACAACAACCAGAAAAGGAACAGCAAGAACAGCAAGAACUUCUGCAACUAGGACAACAGCAGCAGAAUCAAGAACUUCUGCAACAAGAUCAAGACCCGAGAAAUAUUGAGCUUCCGAGUAAAGAAACAGGUUCACAGGAUGAAGAUCGAAUAAAAGAUAAAGAUGAUAAUAUUGAAGAAAAUAAGGCUGCCGAAGCUAAUCCUCAAGUGGAAAGCGAGCCUGAUGUAAAAAUAGAGAACGAAGAAAGUGUUAGUGGUGGUAACAAUGGUGACAAAGAUGAAAAGGUAGAUGAGAACGAGAAUCAAAAAGAACACGAAAACGAAAACAAUGGAAACGAUAAUAAUACUUACAAUAAUAAUAACGGCGUUAAUAAUGAUAAUACUAAUCAAAAUAAUCAAAAUAAUGGUAACGAUGCUACUAAUAAUCAUGGUAACGAUAAUGGGGUCAACGAAAAUGGGGAUAAGAGUGAAGAGAAACCAUCAGUAGGAAUCGAGCAAGAAAAUGAGGGAAAACAAUCCAAAAAUUCUUUAGAGCAGUACCCUCCACCACCACCAGCCUCAGAACUAUCUAAACCUGCUGUACCUACGACGGCGCCUCCCACUAACGCAACGAAAACUACGACGCAUCUGACAGCAACAGAUGAUAAUGAUUUGGCUGUCCCUCAGUCCCAUGAAAUUGUAAUUCCCAAUUAUGCCAAAUGGUUUAAUUUAACUAAAAUACAUCCAAUUGAGAAACAAUCAUUACCAGAAUUUUUCACCAAUAGAAUCCCAUCAAAAACACCACAGGUAUACGUUAAAUCUCGUAAUUUUAUGGUUAAUUCCUAUCGGUUGAACCCAAACGAAUAUUUUAGUGUUACCACUGCUAGGAGAAAUGUAUGUGGUGAUGCCGCUGCCGUAUUUCGUAUUCAUAAAUUCCUCAUGAAAUGGGGGUUAAUAAAUUAUCAAGUGGAUGCUCAACUAUUACCGAAAAGUGUCGAACCACCAUUCACUGGUGAAUAUUCCACUAGACAUGAUGCUCCUAGGGGGCUGUUCCCAUUUGAAAGUUAUAAACCAUCUGUACAACUACCUGACAUGGCCAAACUGAAAAAAAUGAUGGAUACAGAUGAUUCCAGUAGUGCUCUUCAUAAAUAUCUAAAGGAGGAAAAGCGUAAAUCUCAAUCAGCGAUUACCAGUAGUCCCGAAAUCAAGGAUGAAGAUAAAGAGAAAGGUCGCACGAACGAAGAUAAUGGGGAGGAAGAACCUGUGGAAAAUCCACACGGAGCCAAAAGACCAAAGGUUGUCAAGGCUAGUACCAACGUAGAUGACGGUUGGCAAGAAAAUGACGUAGAAAAAUUGUUAAAAGGUAUUCAAAUGCAUGGAUCCGAGUGGUAUAAGAUUGCCAAAGAGGUUGGUAAUAAAACUCCCGAGCAAUGCAUCUUAAAAUUCAUACAGAUGCCCAUUGAAGAUAAAUUCUUGCAUCGAAAUAGUGAAGACGGAUCCGAUUUGGGCUCACUCAAAUACGCACCUCAUUUACCCUUCUCGAAAAGCGAAAAUCCGGUAAUGUCCACCUUAGCAUUUUUAGUAGGACUUGUUGAUCCAAAAGUGGUACAACACAUGACGGAUAGAGCAUUACGAAAAUUAGAACCAAAGGAGGAAGAUAACAAAUCAUCAUUGUCACCAUCAGAACCACCACCACCACCUACUGCAAAAGAGGCUUCGCAAUUGGCAAUUUCCUCACUAGGGGUACGUUCUCAUGUAUUCGCCAACAAUGAAGAGAGACAGAUGACAUCCAUCGCACAUCAAAUGGCUCAAGUCCAAUUACAAAAAGUAGAAGUAAAACUGAAGUUACUGGAUAAAGUAGAAAAAUCCUUGGAAUUGGAGAAGAAAACUUUGCAAAGACAACAGGAGGACGUUCUUGUACAGAGAAUAUCACUCGCUAAACAUACCAAAAAUAUAUCACAAAAAUUAGAGGACUCCUUAACUUGUUUUGAAGAUAAGGAAAAACUCUCCAGAUAUGUGGAGGAGAUUAAGAGUUUAGUUUCUCAUCCACCGAAAUUAAGCAUUGGGUCUGCAUUUGCCAAUUCUGAAACAACGGCACAAUCAGGAAUUUCUACGAACAGGUCAGAGGAGGACGUAAAACCAGUAUCUGUCGAAGCUCCGCAAUCGUAUAGGUAUUGGUCUGCAUGA